AUGGCACACAGGAAGUAUGAGUGCUACUGGGGGGCUAAACCAGCCUACUUUGCAUUAAAUACCACCAUCAACACCAGUGAGAUCUUCAGCACUCCUGAGAAACCUUCCAAGUACAGCAUCAUGAUCAUCUCCGUGCUUUUGGUAGUCACCAUGCUACCAUAUCUGAGCGUUCCAGCAUCUGUGCAAGUGGGUAUAGUGAACGGCACAGAAGCCAAACCUCAUUCAAGACCCUACAUGGUUUCGAUUCAAAGAAAUAAAAAACACAUAUGUGGUGGCUUCCUUGUGUCUGAACAAUUUGUCAUGACAGCUGCGCACUGCUUCCAAAACGGAGAGAAGCUGGCAGUUGUGGUUGGAGCUCAUGAUUACACUCAUGGCUCUGGUCGCAUGGGUGUGAAAUUCUACCACAUCCAUCCUGGGUAUGAGUCUAAAAGUCUGCUAAAUGACAUCAUGCUACUUCAGCUAUAUGGAAAAGUCAAAAAGAGCAAGAACGUCAACUGGAUCUCCAUACCAAAGAAAGAUAAGGACAUCAAGGCCAAGGUCAAAUGCAGUGUUGCAGGAUGGGGGAAGAAAAACGACAGUGAUACAGCAAGUGCUAAGCUUAUGGAGGUGGACGUCACUAUCAUUGACAAAAAAAAAUGUCAGAAGUACUGGGAAAAAGAUUACUCCACCUCACGUAUGGUGUGUGCAGGUGGUCGUGGAGGAUUUUGCCAGGGGGAUUCUGGAGGACCUUUGGUGUGCAAUAAUGUCGCAGUCGGUGUCGUUUCAUUCUAUGAGAAAAACAACUGUGACUCACCUAAUCGACCGAAUGUCUACACCAAGAUUUCCAAAUUUCUAAAAUGGAUAAAUGCUAUUCUUGAAGGUGUGAAGUAA
Molecule: messenger RNA, 870 nt
Organism: Sinocyclocheilus rhinocerous
Lineage: Eukaryota; Metazoa; Chordata; Actinopteri; Cypriniformes; Cyprinidae
Product: granzyme-like protein 1
Exons: 6
Coding region: 1-870 (289 amino acids)
Biological process (GO): proteolysis
Molecular function (GO): serine-type endopeptidase activity
Source: RefSeq, a predicted model, not a curated record